Molecule: messenger RNA, 939 nt
Organism: Chrysochloris asiatica (Cape golden mole)
Lineage: Eukaryota; Metazoa; Chordata; Mammalia; Afrosoricida; Chrysochloridae
Product: olfactory receptor 6C2-like
Exons: 1
Coding region: 1-939 (312 amino acids)
Biological process (GO): G protein-coupled receptor signaling pathway
Cellular component (GO): membrane
Molecular function (GO): G protein-coupled receptor activity; olfactory receptor activity
Source: RefSeq, a predicted model, not a curated record
AUGAGAAAUCAUACAAGAUUAACGACGUUCAUACUCCUGGGAUUGACAGAUGAUCCACAACUGCAAGUUCUGAUAUUUAUCUUUCUGCUUGUUACUUACAUAUUGAGUGUCACUGGAAAUCUAACAAUCAUCUCUCUCACCUUAGUGAGUUCUCAACUUAAAUCUGCAAUGUACUUUUUCCUCCAAAACUUCUCCAUCUUAGAGAUCUCAUUUACUACAGUUUGUAUUCCCAGAUUUCUUUACAGCAUGUCUACUGGAGACAACACUGUUACUUACAAUGCUUGUGCAAGUCAAUUAUUUUUUAUUAUCCUUUUUGGAGCAACAGAAUUUUUUCUCCUGGCCAUCAUGUCCUAUGACCGCUAUGUAGCCAUCUGCAAGCCCCUGCAUUAUGUGACCAUCAUGAACAGCAGUGUCUGCAGAAGGCUUAUCCUCUUCUGUUGGGUUGGUGGCUUGUUAAUCAUAACCCCUCCACUUGGCCUAGGUUUGAAACUGGAAUUCUGUGACUCCAAUGUUAUUGAUCAUUUUCUUUGUGAUGCAGGUCCUAUCCUAAAGAUCUCCUGCUCAGACACAUGGUUCAUUGAGCAAAUGGUUAUAGCCUGUGCUGUGUUGACCUUCAUCAUGACCCUUGUGUGCGUAGUUCUUUCCUAUACAUAUAUCAUCAAGACCAUUCUAAAAUUCCCCUCUGCCCAACAAAGAAAAAAAGCUUUUUCCACCUGCUCUUCCCACAUGAUUGUUGUAUCCAUCUCCUAUGGAAGCUGCAUUUUCAUGUACAUUAAGCCUUCAGCAAAAGAAGAAGUGGAAAUUAAUAAGGCUGUAUCAAUACUCACUACUUCCAUUGCCCCAAUGUUAAACCCAUUUAUAUAUACUCUAAGAAACCAACAAGUCAAACAAGCUCUGUAUGAUUUCAUCAAAAGAAUUGCAUUUUUCUCAAAGAAAUAG